AUGACCGACUUUGCUGGUCCUCUCCGCCUUCAACCACAACCUACCACACCCCUCACAAGGAUAGGAACAUGCUUCUCAGACGUAGACCGGAUGGCCGUGUCGAGCUCCGCUAUCACCCGCGCCAGCAGCCCCGGCUUCACAUUCGCGUCUUGCUGCAUCUCUUCUCCCUUCUUGGUGGUGAUCAACGGCAGUUGGGCCUCCGACGACCGGAAAUCUCAGCAGCCUUCCCUAUCGGACAAUCCGCUGCAAAAGCGUCAAGGAUGGUUGGGGAGGACUUUCCCCCAGACCGGAAUAUGGGUCCUCGGAUUACCUGGGCGGGAGUUGCGAGCGGCGUUGUCUUGGCCUGUUGCAACUGCUCUGAGCUCGGAGAGAGCUAAGCAUUUCAACGUAACUUCAGGGGCGGAGAUGGGUGUCGUGUUUGGAAUUGUCAUGGGCAAGAGGAAGCGGGAGAUUGCGAAGAGGAGGGCAGCAAGGGGCAAGGAGAUGGUGAUGAUGGCUUACUGCAAGCUGCCACCUGAGCAGCACAAACCUGCCAUACAAGAUGUUGCGGAAAAGGAAAAGCAGCCGCUGCCACUUGCGUAA
Laccaria bicolor S238N-H82 is the source of this 582-nucleotide messenger RNA. RefSeq lists its product as uncharacterized. Lineage: Eukaryota; Fungi; Basidiomycota; Agaricomycetes; Agaricales; Hydnangiaceae. Bases 1 to 582 code for a protein of 193 amino acids. The record is from RefSeq and is a predicted model, not a curated record. The transcript is spliced from 3 exons.